UGGGCUUGAAUUUUGAAUUGAACACGCUAAGACGUAGGAAGGAGAGUCUUCAGGGUCACAAUCUGAGAGCCGAACGCUCCUCCCCAAAUCUCGAAUGCUCUUGUCGUUGCCUUUUGCGAGGAAAUAAUGUCUUCAAAAGCAGAUAGUAGAAAGAAGGUUGGUGGGAGCUCAGGAAAUGGAAAACUUUUAAGUGAUCUUGAAACCCUAAGUAAAGCCUAUUAUGUAGACAAAUCUCGGCCAAGGCUUACAAGUUCUACCGCUAGCAGCAGAUCCAAGUCUGUUGAUAAAACACAAUUGCCCAUCCCGAAAACAAGGCCUGUGGAUUCUAGGAAUAAAACAAAAGAUUCAUCUGAACAGGAUAAGAAGUCAUCCAUUUGGAGUUGGAAGGGUUUAAAGGCCUUGACCCAUGCCAGAUCCCGCAGGUUUAAUUGCUGCUUUUCGCUGCUGGUUCAUAACAUCGAGGGGUUACCAGAUUAUUUUGACAAUGUUCGUCUUGUUGUGCACUGGAAGAGGCGGGAUGAUGAGCAAACAACAAGUGCAGCUAGAGUGUAUCAAGGGGUGGCAGAAUUUGAUGAACAAUUGACUCAUACUUGUUUGGUAUAUGGUAGUAGGAAUGGUCCUCACCAUUCGGCAAAGUAUGAGGCCAAGCAUUUCUUGUUGUUUGUUACUGUCUGUGAUGCCCCUGAGGUUGAUUUGAAAUCCCAUCGGAUAGAUCUAACCAGGUUGCUUCCGCUGACGUUGGAGGAACUCGAAGAAGAGAAGAGCUCAGGGAAGUGGACAACUAGUUUCAGAUUGUCUGGUAAAGCAAAAGGGGCAACGAUUAAUGUCAGUUUCGGAUACGAUGUUAUUGAGAGUGAUAAUACAGAGAUAUCUGCCAACAAAAAUGCUCCUGAAUACCGUAGAUUGCAGCAGAACAAUGCAAAUAUGGCAAAACUCCAUCCUUCCAAGCGAUUGGAUAGCCUUGACAUUUAUAGAGUGGGAAGUCUUCCUGAAAUGUCGUCUUCCUCAAACCAAUCCCCAGAAAAUUUUAAAGACCUUCAUGAGGUUUUACCAACCACAGGGUCAGAGCUGCGUGAUUCGGUUAAUAUACUAUAUCAGAAGUUGGAUGAAGAAAUUUCUUGUGUGGCAGCUAAUAAUAGGUUCGAGGAUGAUAAGUUUGUGCCUUCACAGGUUGAACCUGAUACAGUGAAUUUGAGUAUUCCACCCAAUUCUGGUGAAAAUGUUUCUGAACCUGAAUGCGAAAUCUCUUGUUUUUCUGUCAUAGACAAAGGGAUAGAAGAGUUGACUACUAAUGAAAAAGUUAGGUCAGAAGAUGAAUUGUUGAAUGUUGCUAAGAAUGCUGGAGAUAGUGAUGAACCCAGGAAUGUCGCGGAAUCAGCCGAUGAUGAGGAUGAAAUAAUGGAUGUUGCUAAAAAUCUGGAAGAUGGUCUUGAGCUGAGCACUGCCACAGAUCCAGUCCGUGAUGACGAUGAAAUAAUGGAUGUUACUAACAAUCCAGGAGAUGGUCUUGAGUCGAGUACUGCCACAGAUCCAGUCCGUGAUGAGGAUGAAAUAAUGGAUAUUGCUAAAAAUCCGGGAGAUGGUCUUGAGCCCAGCACUGCCACAGAUCUAGGCCGCAAUGAGGAUGAAAUAAUGGAUGUUGCUAAAAAUCCGGGAGAUGGUCUUGAGCCAAUCACUGCCACAGAUCCAGGCCAGGAUGAGGAUGUGGCAUUGCAUCCAUCAUUUGCAGAAGUUGUUCCCCAAAAUGAUGAUCCACGGACAUACAACUUUAACCAAGAAGAGAAGGGAUGUGACAUGGAUUCCAAAGAAUUACUCAUGAGAGAAAUAGAGGCAGCUUUAAACUCUACUUCUGAUUUUGUGGAUGAAGAUUUCGAUUUCCGAGAAGAUUCCGAAACAUUAGACCUAAAAAGUAGUGUUGAGAAUGAAUCUAAUUGCAGGGAUCAUAGACAGGGAAAAUCACCUUGCUUGGAUGAUACUACAGAUUCAGUAGCUAGUGAUUUCUUGAAGAUGCUUGGUAUGGAGCAUAGCCCAUUCGGAUUGAGUUCUGAAAGCGAACCCGAGUCUCCAAGAGAGCGCCUACUCAGGCAGUUCGAAAAGGAUGCUCUUGCCCACGGAGGUUUACUCAACUUUGACAUCGAUGAUGAUCCAGCUGAAGUUGUCAGCGAUAUUCCAACAGGAUCUGCCUGGGAAACCCUCUCCGAGGACUUCUAUCAUUCAUCAAUUUUCGAAGGUUUCAAGGAUACAUCUGAGGUAGAGACUGAUGCUUUCAAGACUAAACCUCGGGGAUUGAGGAUGGAAGACUUAGAAACCGAAGCUUUGAUGCGCGAAUGGGGCUUCAAUGAAAAUGCUUUUCAGAACUCUCCGCCAAGUGGUUCGGGUGGUUUUGGCAACCCAAUCGACAUUCCUCCUGAGGAUCUUCCACAGCUGCCUCCUCUUGCAGAAGGUUUAGGUCCCUUUGUGCAGACAAAAGACGGAGGAUUCAUACGCUCAAUGAAUCCUGCACUUUUCAAGAAUGCCAAGAGUGGAGGGAAUUUGAUCAUGCAGGUGUCGAACCCUGUGGUGGUGCCGGCAGAAAUGGGCUCUGGUGUGAUGGAUAUACUUCAGGGCCUCGCCUCUGUCGGGAUCGAGAAACUUUCUAUGCAGGCUAACAGGCUAAUGCCACUUGAAGAUAUAACUGGGAAGACUAUCGAACAAAUAUCAUGGGACAGUUCGGCAAGUCUGGAUGGACCCGAUAGGUCUGAAACCUUUCAUCCAGAUUCAGAAAUUUCUCAAAGCAUACACAGUGAGUUUAAGGGUAUGAAGGGAGCUAAAGCAUCCACCAUCUCCGGGUCAUAUAAGACCCCCUCGAAGACACAUAGCAGUGAUGCAGAGUAUGUGUCGUUGGAAGAUCUGGCUCCUCUGGCCAUGGAUAAGAUUGAAGCUCUUUCAAUGGAGGGCUUGAGAAUACAAUCUGGUAUGUCAGAUGAGGAAGCUCCUUCAAAUAUUACAGCUCAAUCUAUCGGUGAAUUUUCAGCUCUGAAAGGACAGACAGUGAAUGCUGGCGGGUCGAUUGCCCUCGACGGAACUGGCGGAUUGCAACUGUUGGAUGUUAAAGAUAACGGCGAAGAUGUUGAUGGACUGAUGAGCCUGUCUUUGACACUCGACGAAUGGGUAAAACUGGAUUCUGGCGAAAUUGAUGACGAUGAUCUGAUCAGCGAGCGAACCUCUAAAGUCCUUGCAGCCCAUCAUGCUACCUCGCUGGAUCAAUUUCGAGGGAGAUCAAAGGGGGAGAAAAGACGGGGCAGGAGCAGGAAGUACGGUUUGUUAGGAAAUAAUUUCACAGUUGCUUUGAUGGUGCAGCUCCGCGAUCCAUUGCGCGACUAUGAGCCAGUUGGCGCACCAAUGCUCGCGCUCAUUCAAGUUGAACGAGUUUUUGUCCCUCCAAAACCGAAACUUUACAGCACGGUAUCAUUUGUGAGCGAAUCUAAUGAGGAUGAUGAAGCAAAAAAGAGCCACAAAACAGAGAAUGUCAUGGACAAGCCGAAAGACAACAAGAUUACCGACGAAGAGCUGAUUCCCCGAUAUAAAGUUUCUGAAGUACAUGUUGCUGGAUUAAAGACCGAGCCGAGUAAAAAGAAGCUGUGGGGUUCAACAAAUCAGCAGCAGGCUGGGUCUCGCUGGUUGCUCGCCAACGGAAUGGGGAAGAAGGAUAAACAUCCGGCGAUGAAGUCAAAGGCCAGCAGUAAAUCUUCCGGCCUUGGUCAGCCUCGGGAUACAUUGUGGAGCGUCUCUUCCGGCGCCCGCGGAAAAGGGACUAAGUCAAAGGAAGUGGCAGGACAUAAUCGGAACCCAAAUCUUUUUUGGUCUAAAUAAGUAAAGCUGUGAGAACUCAAUAAACAGAGACAAAGGCUUGCUGAAGUUAGAAUUAUUUCGUAAUUCAAGGUUGGUUUGUUGAUUGAUUAAAUCUAGGAUUAAUUGAAUUGAGCGUGAGCUUGGCAAUGUGAAUAAGCUAUUUAGACACAAACUAAGUUUGAUGGCUUGUUUCUGAAUGCAAUUAUCUACUGGAAAAAUUUUCACUA
Andrographis paniculata is the source of this 4058-nucleotide messenger RNA. Its product is annotated as protein PLASTID MOVEMENT IMPAIRED 1-RELATED 1. NCBI's taxonomy places the organism in Eukaryota, Viridiplantae, Streptophyta, Magnoliopsida, Lamiales, Acanthaceae. The record is from RefSeq and is a predicted model, not a curated record. Bases 127 to 3852 code for a protein of 1241 amino acids. The transcript is spliced from 3 exons.